This is a messenger RNA of Pteronotus mesoamericanus, 4927 nucleotides long. Its product is annotated as translational activator of cytochrome c oxidase 1. The record is from RefSeq and is a predicted model, not a curated record. Bases 285 to 1178 code for a protein of 297 amino acids. The transcript is spliced from 5 exons. NCBI's taxonomy places the organism in Eukaryota, Metazoa, Chordata, Mammalia, Chiroptera, Mormoopidae. Gene Ontology annotation, cellular component: mitochondrion.
UGGCGGAACCGAUUUUGAGAGCGGUGGGGAAGCGUUUCCAGAGAGGACCGGGGAAAGGAAGUGUGUUACACCAUUGAGAGGACUCACUCCCGGCUCUCGCGGGGACGGCGCCAAUUCCCUGGAAUUUGGGCUGCUCCUGUUGGGCCUGAGCCUUUGAGUCACGGGUGACAGGUGGAGGCAACCUCAGGCUCCGGACCCGUUUGUUCCGGCGGGGAACUGGACGGGCCGACUUUGGACGCCGCCCUUUCUCAGUUCUUGCUGACCUUGGGCCAGGGUCGGAGCCGAUGGCGGCUUGGGCUGUUGUCAGCCGGAGCAGGAUCGCUGCACCACGCUUACGGGCGCUGGGCCCUAGAGUCUGGGUGGCUCUUCCGUUCGUCUCCCCGAGCUCCCAGCGUUGUCCCCCGGGCUGUAGCCCAGCUCUGGGCCGGACGCUGCACCUCACCACGGCGGCCCCUGCCGGGCACAACAAGUGGUCCAAAGUCCGACACAUCAAGGGUCCCAAGGACACUGAGAGGAGUCGCAUCUUCUCCAAGCUUUGUUUGAGCAUCCGCCUAGCGGUUAGAGAAGGAGGACCCAACCCUGAGUUCAACAGCCAGCUGGCCCACAUCUUAGAGGUGUGUCGGCAAAAGCACAUGCCCAAGUCAACGAUUGAGGCGUCGCUGAAAAUGGAGAAAACCAAGGGCAUUUAUUUGUUGUAUGAGGGUCGAGGCCCUGGUGGCUCAUCUCUGCUCAUUGAGGCAUUAUCUAACAGUGGCUCGAAGUGCCAUUCGGACAUCAAACACAUCCUGAACAAAAAUGGAGGAAUGAUGGCUGAAGGAGCUCGCCACUCCUUUGACAGAAAAGGGGUGAUCGUGGUUGGAGUAGAGGACAGAGAGAAGAAAGAAGUGAACCUAGAGCGUGCCCUGGAGCUGGCGAUUGAAGCAGGAGCUGAGGAUGUCAAGGAAACUGAAGACGAAGAGGAAAGAAGCAUUUUUAAAUUUAUUUGUGAUGCCUCUUCACUGCAUCAAGUAAGGAAGAAGCUGGACUCCCUGGGCUUGUGUCCUGUGUCCUGUACAUUAGAGUUCAUCCCUAACACAAUGGUGCGGCUGGCUGACCCUGACCUGGAGCAGGCGGCGCAUCUCAUCCAGGCUCUUGGUAACCAUGAGGACGUGAUCCAGGUCUAUGAUAACAUUGAAUAAGCAGACUGUACGUGCCCUCCAGCUCCUUCCUAGGCAACUGGCAGCUUGUUCCAGAGCACAGGCUUCGGCAGUGUCUUCCAAACCUGAAACAGGUCUUCUAAGCCUAGCAGGUUUAGAUGCGGAAGUCCUGAAGCUUUGUAGACACAGGGAUCCCUGUACUUCUCUUGGGCCUCUUUGUCAGCUCUGUGGGUGUGUCACAGCCCUCCUGGAUGAGUCCCCUCACUCCCUCCUGAAUGCAGAGUGGGGCUAGUCAGCUGGUUAAACUGUGGUCUCAGGAGGUUGGUCCUUCCAGGGAUGGUAGGUGCUGUGAGGGCCCAUGUACUAAACUCUUAAGUAAUAACAGUGAUUGAUCUCAGUUGCUGCAUUGUUGUUCUUUGGCGCUUGAGUUUUCCUGGGUUUGGGUCCAGCUGUUGGGACCUUCUUGACUUCCUUUCAAGAAUAUAGGCCUAGUUCCACUAGUCCAAUCCCAGGACUGUUGUUUAUGUUUUUUGAUUGACUAUAGAAAUGUAGCUCUUUCCAGGUUACUCUGUGCUUUAAUGCUGGUCUAAUGGCCUAAACCUGCCAUUCAUCCAUCCAACAGGUAUUUAUCAAACACCAGAAACUCUACUCCAGCCAAGAACGUACCAGGAACUACUUACCAAGAGCACUAGCUGUUCAAGUGGUGCGCUGUGUUAGAUCCUACCCUAAGACAUAGGACCUCAGGGGGAAGACACAGGACUGCUCUCCUCUGGAGUUGUCUCAGGGCAGUGCAAGCUGCUGUGCAUGCAUCCUUUAUGUGGCUUCUGUGCCCUUCUUUUGCAAGGGAUCUUAUGGCUCUGGCCCAGAGGAAAUCAAGUGCCAAUGACAGACUCCCAGGCCUUGCUUUGCCCAGGCUCCUGUGUUUUCUGAGAUUUGUCAGAGCGAACCAGUCAGCAGAUUAGACUACUCUCAGAAAAGGUCAUAUCAAACUGGUGUUGAAAGCUGCUUGGUUUCCAGAAUGCCCAGCCCUAGCUCCUCUUUGUCCCUGAUGUCAGAUGAUGGGGUACUGGGAAGUGGAGAGGAAAUGAGAAGAGAAGAGUGAAGGCUGGUCAGGUUGAAAGUAGAGCCCUUGGUGCCUUUUGCUUCUAAGAGUCACUUCUGGGUUUGGAGAGACCAGGAGUGCCAACCACCUGUGCUGGAGUCCAUCAAGCAUAUCAAGCCUGGAGUGGCUUUUUGAUCCCUGCUGUUCAGCUACUUAUAAGUGGAGGGAGGUGAGGGAGAGAAGCAUUGAUGUGAGAGAGGUCGAUUGGCUGCCUCUUGCACAUAUGCUACUGGGGACCUGUCCCACAACCCAGGCGUGUGCCCUGACUGGGAAUUGAACUGGCAACCUUUUCAGUUCGCAGGCUGGCACUCCAUCCACUGAGCCACACCAGCCAAGGCUAAUAGAUAGAAUUUGUUAAUGUGGAUUCUUGUGUAACCUAUUUUCUUACAUCAGGGCAUACUAGAUGGCUCUGCACUGACCUCUGGUGGUGCCUUAGAGUCUUGCCUGCAGCUAAUAUGGGAAAGGCAGAAAUGAAACCUAACUUGGACUUGUUCUGCCUCUAGAUCUGUUAAAGAGAUCCUUAGGUACAUAGGUUAGUUAAAUAACUAUUUAACUGAAUACUCACCUAAGAAAGGUAUGAGUUAUUCUGCCACUAGAUGUUCUUUUUCAAAGAAUAUUUUAUGUCAAAAAAUAUUUACAAUAUAAUGUUAAAUGGAAAACAGAGGUGCAAAUUAUAUGUAUUGUGUGGUCCAAAUUUUAAAAUACGCAUCAUACCAUUGAAAAAGGUCUUUUUAAAAGAGACUAAAAGGAAUUGUACGAAAAUGUCAAAACUGGUUAUCUCUAGACGGUGAUGUUAUAACAGUUUUAUUUUCUAUAAUCAUGUAUUUUAUCAGGGGAAGCAUUUUUGGGGGGAUUUUAUUAUUGAUUGAUUGAUUGAUUGAUUUUCAGAGAGGAAGAAGGGAGGGAGAAAAAGAGGGAGAGAGACAUCGGUGUGAGAGAGAAACAUCAAUUAGCUGCCUCUCAUAUUGGAUCCAACCCACAACCCAAGCAUGUGCCCUAACUGGCAAUUGAACUGGCAACCUUUUGCUUUGCAGAAGAAUGCCCAACCAACUGAACCACACCAGUCAGGAUCAGGGGAAACAUUUAAAAACAAAAACAAAAAACUAGUCACUUUAUUGUCCAACUAGGAAGACAGCAUGUCUUGAAAUCAAAAAAGAUAAGUGUAUAGCUGGUGUGUGACUGGGCUGUCUAAUGGGACCAGCACUUUCUGAUGCCCUAGCACGAGGGACAGCUCAUGAUUCUUGGAUUCAGAUAUGGCUCAGAUGCUUAACCAGGGACAUCUAUUCAGUGUAAAACCAGGGGAACAGAGUUGAGAAGGCAUGGCCCAGCUGGAAGGCUUCUUAGGGGGAAAUGAAGAGUGAGCAGAGAAACGGCAUAGAAAGAGAUAAAAUACAUGGGUAAAAGUAUACACUUGUGGAAGUUUACUUUCUAUUUGCUAAUAUCCCCAUUUGAGAUUCACUUAGUUAUUCAACAAACAUUUUUUUAAAUGCUAUGAAAGAUGCUAGGCAUGCUCACUUGAAUAAGUUUCUGCCUUGAUGUUUACUUAAAGGCAACUACAUAUAAUAGAGUAGGACAAGUGCUUUGAAGAAGGAAAUACUAGGUGCUAUGGUAGUCCAAGAGAAGCUGCUGAAUAGGUCUUUGGAAACAGGCUAUGAAGUAGGUACCUCAUUUCUACUGGCACAAAUGUGUCUUUUUAAAAAUAUUUAUCUCAGGCCAAUAAAAUCAAGGGUUAGAUUUGAGCUUCAUAUUGGCAGAUUAUGACCUCCAGCAAAAAUAUAUGAUACUCAUUCUCAACACAGUGAUAUCCCCAAAGGGGUGAUAGUUUGUGUUUUAUUCUGGGUGAAAAGAGAUUCUUAAUAGGUAAAAAUAAACUUAGAUAAUACGAUGGUGUGUUAUUUCAAAGCUCAACCCUCCUUGACAAAACCUUAUUCCUUAAUCUUUAAUCUCUCUAAUCAGAAAGAAUUUAAAUUUAAUUAAGUUGAUGUGAUUAAAAAAAAAAAAAGUUGAGAAAUACUGGCCUAGUGCAAAAACAUAGCUUUGGAUAUCAGAUAUACCUGGUAUGAAUCCUGACUCUACCACUUGUACACGGUACUUAAGUUCUCUGAGCUUCAUUUUCAUCAUUUAAAUGCCAAUAGUAUUACUGACCUCAUAAUUAUUAGGAAGACUGAAUGAGAGGAUAUAUCUGGCAUAUAGCAAAUGACUGAUAUUAAUUUUCUUUUCCCUAUACUCUCUUUCCUUCACAGAAAAAAAGAGAUUAUUAUAAUUAAGGAACUACAAUAAAUUGGGCAGGGAUCUAAUCAGGAGGGAAAAUGACAGUCUUAAAAGUUUGAGAAAACAGGACAAGAGGACUGAUAAAUAUUGAGGUGGGGGUGUAAAUAUAGGAGUCUGAGGUAAUUCUUGAGACCUGACACCUACAGCAAAGCCACCACUCAAGGUUUUUAGUUGACAGUUGAAAAUCGCACCUGAGGAAGAUUAUCCUGACAUCUCAUUUCAUGGCACUUGGGACAAAAAGAGAGCCCUUAUUGUGGUGGACUUGGAAUCUGAAGAUCUGGGCAUACAAAAUGUUUGAACAAUGGGGUUUGGGUAAAUUAACUACGGUCACUCUCUAUUUUGAAAUACCAUGCAGCCAGUACAAUUGUUUUGGAACAAUAUUCAUUGGCACGGGAAAACAUUUAUAAUAAAAUGUAAG